This is a messenger RNA of Struthio camelus australis, 864 nucleotides long. Lineage: Eukaryota; Metazoa; Chordata; Aves; Struthioniformes; Struthionidae. The record is from RefSeq and is a predicted model, not a curated record.
AUGCGAGAAGGAGCUCCCCUUCCAGCUGUGGUAGUAGCUGUGACAGCGCUGACUCCACACGGACUGCUGGGGACAGGAAUCUCAAACGCACACAGUGAAUUUGGAGUGCGGAAGAAAAGCAUAUGUGGCCUGGAAAAGGGAAAGGAACGUAGCACUUGGGAGAGCACAUUACCAACGAACGCGGUGGCUGCGCGUGCUCCUGGCCGGCAGCCUGCUACUUCUCACUCCCCACCUGAUGGUGCAAACAGCCAGUGGACAACUGUCCCUUUCGCGCUUUGCUUCCUGCUUUUUGUGCUCUCACCCUCCCUGAAGCGCUGCCCGACCUCCGCAGCUGCUGUCGGCGGUUCGUCAGACCCCAAAGCGGAGGUGCCUUCCAGCAAGCCCGUCUCUAACGUGGACGAAAGGGCAGCGCCGCUGCAGCCCCCCCCUUGUCCCCGCCACUAUUCCGGCUGGGACGCAGACGCCGUCAGGAGACGCAAAUUUCCAGUGAUAACCUGGGCAGCGAUAAACUUCAUUCAGCCACAAGAGUGUGCAUGUGAGAGGACUGCAAAUCUCCUCCGCCAAACCAGAAUUAGCCGGUAUCGUAGGCAUGAGCAAGCGUGGAGGUUUGAAAUUGCACGGAAUGGAGACAAGACCGUGCAGAAGGCGAGCUGCCCCGGGGGCAAAAGGCCAGGGACGGGUCGCAGGCGUGCACGGAAAAUAAACGGCGGCGGGGCGGCGCGGGAGCUUUAUCAACUUGAAGCAAAGGCACAUGAUCUAACUGGGACAGCAGAGGUGAUACAGAAGAGGAAAUACAUGUACGGAGGAGACCAGUCUUACUUUGUGACCACAGACAGCCCAUGAAGAGUAAGUGCGCUCAGUCAU